CGCAUAAUAAUAUUGAACACGACUUAGGCAUCAAAGAAACAGUGAUAUAGUCACUCUUGACCGACGACACACAGAGCAAAACGUUCAAAACUAUGAUCAUAGGCCUUAACUUUUAAUUGAGCACGAAAUUACGUAGGCAUGGAUGACAGUGAUUUGAGUCAUGACGAUGGACGGUUUUUUAUCCAGCAAGCACUCCCAGGAGAACCCUCAGACGAGGAAGACGAAGAUUUCGAUGACCUACUAGAAGGAGUGGAGAUGGCAGAGGGUGGAGAAGCACCAUCGCUUAUGACAAGGAUGGAGGGAGAUGGAAAUUGAAGUGAUUAUUUACGUCGUGAACCCGCUUUAGUUACUAGUCAGAAAAGAAGUGAAAGCCUCUACUCUCUCCCCCGUUGUCCCACCUUCAUUUACCAAGACGCCGAUCUAGUCGAGUCCUUGUCGGAGCUGCAGGGUUUGGUAGAGGCAGACGAACAGGAUGAUGUCUACCCCUGGUUCCACUUGAUACAAUGGGCCGCGGAAAACUCCGCUCCAGGCACUGUCUUUCGAUGGGAUCUCGAAAGGAGUUACUAUUAUGGCUUAGUGGUUUCGGCGUUGGGCUGUUCACUUAUCAGCUUUAUUGUUGGGUGAGGGUGAGUACUGGUACUCAAAUUCGUUGGUUGAGCGACAACUUGGCUUCAGUCGAACAAGAUGAGGGGUCAACUACAAGAAUAUACAACUACCUAGAAUCUCCUGCAUGUUCUUGAUCUUGGCUUUUCUAAUCCCCCAUAGUCCGAAGUUGCGUGAAAGACGUCAGCGCUUUUCGAGAAGCACUCCAAGAGCUAAAGUUUCUCAAACAGACGAGCGGCUUCGACUACUCUCUCCGUAAUUUCUCCCUUGAUGAACAGGAACUCGUUUUUCUUGAUUGGGCGGAAGCUUUACUCGGUCAGAUCGCUGCACUACAACGGGUUCGAUUCGCUUUGGUGCCGCUACGCUUGACUGAGGAGGGUUUCUGGCACAGAUUUUUCUGUUUAAGGCUAUAAAACCCAUAAAUUAUAUAAUCAUCUGAUGAAAAAGAAAAACAAGCAUCAUUGACUUUCUUGAACUUUGGAGGUUGUUGUUCCUAAAAUAAAAGGGAAAGAUGAGAAAGACGCGCCAAAGAUGGUUUAUUUCAAGCUAUAAGUAGUUUAAUGUCGGUCUAAUGUGCGUCGUGCGUGCUAGACUGGCGACGCAAUUGUUUCUGUCGACGCCUGCUGUGGAUGAAAGUGCUGACUCCUGUGAGGUAGACGAUGACGUCUGCUUCGACCAUGAUUCGCCAUUAAAUUACCGAGACGAGGAGCCAGAAGUGAGUAGUCCACCUGGUGCACCAGGACGAUUGUCUACAACUAGGUCUACAACUAGUGGUAAGCAAGAAGAGGUAGAUCAUGGAGAAGGAGGACGAGGAGGUGAAGUACAAGAACAAAAUGUGCAAGAAAAGCAUGCUCAUGAUCAAGUAGGUGCGGAAGACGAGCCUUGUUCAUCUGCAACAACAACUGCACCAGCCAGUAGUACUGCAACGACCUCGGCACCAAGCAGCACCAGUUUGGAUUACAGCGUGCCGUCAGCAGAGCCUGCGACUAGUACUGCUAUAGUGAGUGAACCUACUUCAUCUACUGCGUCUGCGACCACCGCAUCUACAGGAACAGCAUCAAAUGAUGCUGAAGAUCACCACCUGGUGCCUGCAGCUAGUACUAUACCGACACCUUCCCCGGACCCGCGGCCUUGUUCUGUUUCCUCUACAGCAUUUGCGUCUGCUGCUUCGGUUUCUUCGGACACAGAAGCUGGUCUCAUAGGCACAAACACAAGUAACACUACUACAACGAACAAGAACGCAAAUAAUGUUGAAGACCUCCUGGUUACUAGUUCAGCUAUUAGCUCAGCUUCUAAACGACCUGAAGAGGCGGGAGAAGUUCAAUCUCAGCCACGCACUUCUAAACAAGGGAGUCCACUUCUUGUCAAGCACGGGGACACUCUCACAGCGGAACAGCCUGCAGUACACGUUGACAAGCUACAUAACGCCACCUCUGUCAUAUCAAACGACACGCAGCAACUACAACGUCCAAACAUGGAAGUAGCAGACGAAGGGGGAACAUCAAUUAUAAAGCCUUCAGAAAUUAUACUAGUAGACAAAGGGGGAACAUCAAGAAAGCCCUCGUAUAGCCCCUCGUCUAGACGUGUUGUAUCCUCAUCAGGUGGCACUACAGAUAAGGCUGGAGGCAAAGGUAAGGGAAUUGGUCUACCUUUAUUGCCUGGCUUUAGUGUCGUAGAGGGUCCUUCCAUGUCGCCUGUGCAACCGUGGAUAAUAUGACAUGAUAAGCGAACAAGUUGCAUCGUACAACUUCGGGCCAUGUUACAUGCUAGUACUGG
Amoebophrya sp. A25 is the source of this 2379-nucleotide messenger RNA. The record is from the annotation of a GenBank genome assembly. NCBI's taxonomy places the organism in Eukaryota, Dinophyceae, Syndiniales, Amoebophryaceae.